UUGAUCUCAUAUCCUCUAGUGUUUGGGUGUUGUCACAGUCGUGAAAGGUGUGGCUUAUAGUGGACACACAGAGACGCUUUAGCAGAGAACUUAAACCGACCCACAAACAGCAGGAAUGUCUUCUGUAUGGGAUGAUUUGGAUCUUCUCCUGGAGUCCCCCUCCUCUCUGACUGUUAAUUCAACAACACGUGGCACCAUUAAGGAGAAGCCUGGCUUUAAUCCAGGGGAGGAUGCUGCUGCUUUAAGGAAAGCCAUUGAAGGCAUUGGCACUACUGAAAAGACUCUAAUUGACAUUCUGACUCAAAGAAGCAAUGCCCAGCGCCAGCUGAUCUGUAAAGCAUAUCAGGACGCCACUGGAAGGACUCUUUGUGAUGACUUGGAAGGUGAUACACGUGGAGAUUUUGAAGAUAUUUUGGUGGCCCUGAUCACUCCUCCUGCUAAGUUUGACUGCCAAGAGUUCAUGCGUGCUAUAAAAGGUGCUGGUACAAACGAAAGCGUUUUGAUUGAACUAUUUGCAUCACGCUCCAACCAUCAGAUCAAGGGUCUGUGUGAUGCAUAUUUGGCUGAAACUGGAAGAGCUCUAAUUCACGACCUGAAAUCUGAGGUGUCAGGGGACUUCGAAAAAACAUUGUUGAUCCUCGCUGAGGGCAAGAGGGAUGAAAGUACCAAUGUGGAUGUGGCAAAAGCUAAAGCGGAUGCUAAGAUCUUGUACGAGGCGGGAGAGAAAAAGUGGGGAACAGACGAGAGCAAGUUUAUCGACAUCCUCUGCCACAGAAGCGUUCCUCAGCUCAGACAAACUCUGGUUGAGUAUAAGAGUCUGAGUGGAAAGACCCUUCAGGAAAGCAUUGAAAAGGAGAUGUCUGGAAAACUCGAGGAUAUUCUGGUGGCUAUAGUGAAAUGUGUGAAGAGUGUCCCAGCAUACCUUGCCGAGCGCCUUUAUAAAAGCAUGAAGGGUGCUGGUACCACUGAAUCUACGUUAACUAGAAUCAUAGUGAGCCGUUCAGAGCUCGACCUGCAGGACAUCAAGACAGAAUAUAAGAAGCUGUUUGGCUCUUCCUUAUACUCUGCCAUUGAGUCUGAAGUAUCAGGGGAUUAUCGUCAAACCCUGCUGAAGAUCUGUGGUGAAAAUGACAAAUGAAUGUAUCCAGCACAAACCCAUCAUAACACAGAAGACAUCACGGCUAAUAUGCUAUAAUGUGAAAGAAUAUCCAAAUAUAUAACAAUAUCCAAAUACAUAUUUUAAAAAUACUAUUAAUAAAUCAGAAGAGCUUUAUGAAAAGUAUUUCUUGUACUUACCUGAUUGUUUGUAAUCAUAGAUAACUUGUAUACUUGGUAGAAUAACCUUAAUAUAACACAAAUGAGAAAUAUACAGUGACUAAAGAAUAAACGUUUUUUUACUAUGCCA
Messenger RNA from Ctenopharyngodon idella (grass carp), 1405 nucleotides. RefSeq names its product annexin A3b (gene anxa3b). The transcript has 14 exons. NCBI's taxonomy places the organism in Eukaryota, Metazoa, Chordata, Actinopteri, Cypriniformes, Xenocyprididae. Gene Ontology annotation, cellular component: cytoplasm. The record is from RefSeq and is a predicted model, not a curated record. The coding region runs from base 116 to 1138 and encodes 340 amino acids. Gene Ontology annotation, molecular function: phospholipase inhibitor activity; calcium ion binding; calcium-dependent phospholipid binding.